AUGGGCGGCGGUGGAGGGUGGGCGCCGGCCGGUGUGGGGCAGUGGGCGGUGACGACCGGGUGGAGUGGUGGCCAGGCACGAAGCAGCAGGCGGAGCGGUGGAGUGGCCGCUGGGCUGAGGCAACCCGGGGCGACGGGGCGGCCUGUGAAUUGGCUAUGUCAGGUGAAUCCAAGUGGUGAUAAUCAAAAAAAGGAAGGGUGGUCUAAACUAGACGAGGGGUGGAUAAAAAUAAACUUUGAUGGAGCUUCACAGGGCAAUCCAGGGCUGUCAGGAAUUGGGUUUGUAGCUCAAGAUUGGUCAGGUAAUAUUUUGGCAUUUGGUGAAAAACUUAUUGUCGAUGGGAUAAAUAAUGUAGUGGAGGCAAUGGCAACAUAUAUGGAAAUUCUUGGGUGGUGGCCUGGUGGUGGAGUGGUGGCCGACCAAAAAAAAGGGUCGGGAGGGCCACUGGGCCAGCGGUUUGUAGGAGGCGGCCGGGGAGCGGAGCGGCGAGUGGCCGAAACCGACAGUGGGGGCCAGGGAGGAGGCCGCAUGGUCGACGACGGGGGCCAUAGGGAGCCGGAGGCACAGGGAGCGGUGGGCGGCGAGGCCAAGGGUUGCAGCACCGAGCGGAGCAGAGGAGGCAGCACCCGGGGGCUGGUGCCGGAGAGUGGGGGGUCAGAAAGAGCUGGUGGCACGGGGCUCGAGGUAGGGGCAACGUUCGUGGGCCAGUCAUACUGA
Molecule: messenger RNA, 717 nt
Organism: Cryptomeria japonica (Japanese cedar)
Lineage: Eukaryota; Viridiplantae; Streptophyta; Pinopsida; Cupressales; Cupressaceae
Exons: 3
Coding region: 1-717 (238 amino acids)
Molecular function (GO): nucleic acid binding
Source: RefSeq, a predicted model, not a curated record